GGGUUUACUGGUGAUGGUGUAUCAUGCACAGAUAUUGAUGAAUGUGCAUUGGGUACACACAACUGCCAUGCAAAUGCUAAUUGUACCAACACAAUUGGAAGUUUUACAUGUUUCUGCAAAACUGGGUUUACUGGUGAUGGUGUAUCAUGCACAGAUAUUGAUGAAUGUGCAUUGGGUACACACAACUGCCAUGCAAAUGCUAAUUGUGCCAACACAAUUGGAAGUUUUACAUGUGCCUGCAAAACUGGGUUUACUGGCAAUGGUUUAACUUGUUCCCCUUUACUUAACUGUACACUGGACCCUUCUAGUUGUGUCAAGUUUUGUCCCGAACUUCUCCUUAAUUCUACUGCGGAUAUCCUGAGCUUCCCGAGGACUCCAAUUGGUUUGGUGGCUUACUCAUUGACGACAUGCAAUGAUGGAAAACCAAUUGCAUCCAUACAUUGCCCAGAUUCCAUGAUAUUUGAUAUUGAAACUUUAGUGAAGGUUCCGUGCAAUCUUACUCUUACCAACUUUACUUCUGAAAUUUCAUCCAAAAAUAUUACGUCGGAAAACUUGCCGCAAAUAACUGGAGUCCUGCAGGUCCUCACAUCAACUGCUAUCACUUAUAACGAAAGUCUUUCAGCUGUGGAAGUUCUCGAAGCAAUCAGUAACACUACAAAUGAUGUGAAGGUUAAUCAGCUUACGUUUGAGCAAAUUUUAUCAAGUACAAGUAACAUAGCAGAAGGAUGGGGUCAGUUGGAUUUAAAAACAACACCACGACUUGUACAGAACAAAGUUUCCAUGGAAAAAACCUUAAACAAACUUCUGGAUCGAGUGGUGGUUUGUGAAAAUUGUUCCACUGUUAAUUUCACUUCACCAAAUAUCAAUAUUCAGAUUCAAAUCUAUGAACCACUGAAGGGAAUCAGCAGGAGAACGGGUGAACGAGAUUUUGUUUUCUCUCCUUUAAUUUACCAGUCAAACACCAGCAACAGCUCCACCCAAUGGACACAAUCCAACCCCAUCAAUGUUGUUGUUGGCGAGAAGAUUCUCGACCAAAUCAUUACUAAUUCAAGUCUUCGUUUGGAUUUUUUAUAUUAUUCAAAUUAUCCUCUCUUUCCUUCCGAUGACAAUAUUACAAAGGUGGUGACAGUGAAACACACAGGAAACAAAAGUACAAAUUUAAAUUUUCCGAUUAUCACUGAACAUACUGAUUUUAAACAUUUUGAAGAAAACGAGAAGAUAGAGGGCACCCUAAAAGAUGAGCGUCGGCAACUUACUUGUGUAACUUGGGACAACGAAAAGUGGGUUUGGUCAAAACCUGGAUGUCAGCUACGUUAUAUAAACAACGUCCCAACCUGUUACUGCCAUCGGUUCGCUGACUUUGGGCUUUUAUUCAGUAGCAAGGUAGUUCCAUCUCAAGUCUAUUUAUCGAUAUUCAGCAAAAUUGGAUGUGCUGUGUCUAUAAUAGGCUGUGUUGGGACAAUCAUGAUUUAUACUGCUGUGAAGCAAUUGCGAAAUAAGAAGCCAACGCCUUACCUUGUUAAUCUUUGUAUUUCUCUGCUUGUCGGAUACACUGUGUUUCUGUUUGGCAUCCCCAUGACAGACAAUCGUUCCGUUUGUCAUUUUAUCACAGCACUUAUGCAGUUUGCUUUCCUGUCCUCAUGGGGCUGGAUGACGUUAUAUUCAAUAGUUGUGUUCAAAGCAAUCGGAAGGGCAUUUGGGAAGGUUUUGGAAGCGAAUGUGAAAACCACUGUGGCCGUGUACUCUCUAGCUCUCCUAGUGGUCAUUGUGAACGCAUGCAGUACCUUAUUAGGAGUGGACGCCAAACUUGAUCAGGAUGAUAUUUCUUUUGAAUCUUCAUAUCGACUUGGAAAUAUGUGUUGGCUCCGGAAUUAUUCACUUUAUUUUGGUUUCCUUGUUCCUGUUGGGAUAAUGCUGAUUAUAAACAUGUUUUGCUUUAUUGCUGUCGUACGAGUUCUCACGUGCAAAUCUAAGCAGAUUCGUUCAACAGCGAAACAGAUGGACGUUGCCGAUCUUUUCUUCAGAGCUGUCACCAUGGCAACAACAAUGGGGUUAACAUGGACGUUCGGUUACUUGAUGUUGAUUGCUGAUAAUGUCGCAUACCAAGAAAUUAUUGCUUGGAUUUUCACCAUCUUUAACUCAACGCAGGGCCUUGGAAUAUUUCUGGUGAACUGCCUGCGAAUAAAAUCUGUUCGUGAUCUUUGGGUGAAACCGAUUCUAGAGCGAACGAAGCCAUCAACCUCAGCUUUUUAUUCUGUUUCUACAGCAUCUGCAAACAUGAAUAUGGACUCAAGUAGAAUAUAAUGUUGGUUUCUAUGCAACAUUGUUACAGUGCUCCGGUGUUGCAAGUUUUUUGCCUUUUCUCCUGCCAUACUUGCUAGCUUUGGAACAUUCACAAGAUUACAUACGUGGUAACUCGUAAGCAGGCACGAGGUGUAUGAAACAACAUCCGUGUUAUAACAACUGUCGUUUCCCCGUGAUGCGAGGAUAAAUAUGUUACAUAUGUGGUAACUUGUAAGCAAGCACGAGGUGUAUGAAACAGAACACCCGUGUUAUAACGACUGUCAAUGCCCCGCCAUGCGAGGAUAAAUAUGUUACAUUCAUUCAAUGUGAGCAAGGCUGUGUAAAAGUGCAUGACCACCUACAGUAUCGGAUCAAUUGAUAAUCAGAAUAUAAUCUGAUGAUAACACUUACUGGCAUCCUUGCAAUGGAUUGUGUGUGUGUAUGAUGUCAGCCAUAUUGGCAUAAAGUCAAAAGGAACAACAUGCUAGGAAGUAACAUACAUGGUAACUUGUAGCUGGCUUGUGUAUGCAAUAUAAUGCCAAUUUUAUAUUUUUCUUUGUAGUAAUUUUAGUUCAUUAACUGUUUAUUAAUAUCAUGUACAGUAGGGUGGGGGAAUCUUUAACACAUAAUAUCCAAAUAACCUGAUCGUGUUUUAAACAAUUAACAACGGUCUAUGGGAGUCGUGAGGACGAGAAAAUAGAAUGUAAAGGUGUCCCAUCUUCCCCCACCCUACUAUGUAUUUUGUAAACCCAAAACCUAUCUCAAAAAUAAUUUAACAUGUAUUACCUUUUUCUUUUGUUCUUUUAUAUCCUCACACUCAGUGCUACAGUAUUUAUUGUAAAUUUGGUCGUAUUUUUUUAUCGCCCGUUUUUGCUGUGCAAACGCGCUUUUAUCAGCGCAGACACACUUUUUGUUCGCCAUGGGUUCAUAUUUUUUUUUGAAAAUUUAAAUGGAAUAUUGUAGUUUCCUUUAUACCCGAAUAUUUAUCUUAAUACCCCAUAUGUUGGUGUGUCAGGAAAAGUGGAAGUUAUUAUAACAGGAUUUGUUCGCCAUACAUUCUAAACUAUGUUUUUUUGAAUAUUUAAAUGGAAUAUUGUACUUUGUUAUGCGAUAAAUGGAAAGAAUUUUGU
Messenger RNA from Ciona intestinalis (vase tunicate), 3413 nucleotides. Lineage: Eukaryota; Metazoa; Chordata; Ascidiacea; Phlebobranchia; Cionidae. The record is from RefSeq and is a predicted model, not a curated record.